AUGAAAGAGAACGUAUUCGAGGACAACGUCUCGCAAUUAGCGCAUCACAUCCGCCACAAAUGUGCAAAUGUACGCACUGAACGAUUAGACGGCAAGGUACACAAGCUCGUCACCCGCGACGGUUCACUAAGCGUCGAUCGACGCGUCGACACUGCGAUCACGCUGGUGGACCAUCCGGUGCUGGGUAAGCCGUUCUACCAGCUGCAUCCGUGUCAGAGCGCCCAGCUGCUAGAGGACGCUGCCUUGCAGGGCCUGGAAGCGCUUGUAUUUUGGUGGGAUUUCUAUUCGUCGGUGCUGAUAUGA
Ogataea angusta is the source of this 303-nucleotide messenger RNA. RefSeq lists its product as uncharacterized. Lineage: Eukaryota; Fungi; Ascomycota; Pichiomycetes; Pichiales; Pichiaceae. The transcript is spliced from 2 exons. Gene Ontology annotation, molecular function: ubiquitin-like protein transferase activity. The record is from RefSeq and is a predicted model, not a curated record. Bases 1 to 303 code for a protein of 100 amino acids.